GGGCGGCCCCGGGCCCGUCCGGCGGUGCCGCCAUGGCCGCCAUGGCCGGGAGCCGCACGCAGAAGAUCGGCAGCGUGUUCAGCCGGACGCGGAACCUGGUGCGCAUCGGGCUGCUGGAGAAGCCGCUGUGGCUGGACGUGUACGCCGCGUUCCCUCCGCUGCGGGAGCCCGUGUACCGACUGCCGCGGCAGCGCCGUGGCACUGCCCGCGACCCCAUCGCUCCCAUCUUCUACCGGGAGGACACCGUGCGAGCGAGGUUUUACCAAAUUUAUGGCAAUGGCCCCAAACCUUUCGACCUGACACAGUUAAACUUCAAAUCUACUUGCCAGAGGUUUGUUGAGAAGUACAAUGAGCUGAAGGAAGAAGGGAAAAUUGAAGAGGAGAAAUUGUUUGAAGAAACAGGAAAAGCCCUUUUAGCCAGUGGGAUCAUUUUACAGAGGAGAGGAGUAGAUAAAAUGGCUCAGCAGGAGCAGCAGGGUGCUGGAUCCAGGGAUCCUGCCUUGCAGCUGCAGCUCCAAACUGUGCUGGAGGACCUGCAGGAGAAGAGGAAGGACAGGCAGGAGCAGCCACCAGAGCUGGCAGGGACACAGAAGGAGAACCCCUGUCCCUCCUGACAGCCCUGCUGAGCUGUGUCACCUGCCAGGAGCCAAGCUCCAGCCCUCUUUUGGGACAUUUCCCUGAGGGAGCAGGAUCCUGGUGCCUUCCAUGUGACACAUGUUCCCCUCUGUCCAGCUCCACAUUGAUAAAGUCACAGAUAAUCUUAUUUUUUUUGAAAAGGUUCACGACUGUAUUCUGAAACUGAGUUGGAAAAUACCGAGUGUAAAAAUGGAAAAUUAAAAACAUUUUCUUUAAAAACUGGAA
Messenger RNA from Cinclus cinclus, 861 nucleotides. RefSeq names its product mitochondrial ribosomal protein S23 (gene MRPS23). NCBI's taxonomy places the organism in Eukaryota, Metazoa, Chordata, Aves, Passeriformes, Cinclidae. The transcript has 5 exons. Gene Ontology annotation, biological process: translation. Gene Ontology annotation, molecular function: structural constituent of ribosome. The record is from RefSeq and is a predicted model, not a curated record. Gene Ontology annotation, cellular component: mitochondrion; ribosome. Bases 33 to 614 code for a protein of 193 amino acids.